CUCUCGCUUCCCCCUUUCCAGCCUUUUUGUGGCUACACGCUCUGCCCAGCAGUCCCUUCUUCUGAUACAUGCACCGGAUUCACUCGUGGGCGAAAGCUCACGCAUCAAGCAAUAGUGUUGCAACUGACGGUCCGAGCAAACGACCUGUUGCGCAGCUCCCGGAGGAACCUGCCCCUGCCCAGCACGAUGCUCAAGUGAAGGAGAAAAGUAGGGACCCGGCUCCUCAGUCGGGUUCGGAUACCACACAGAAGGAGCAGCAAGAGCAGGGCCUCGGCACCCGCAUGAGGAACGGCUGCGUACGGUUCCUGGAACAUACCAAGGAUGCGCUGUUCCAUAGCUGGGUCAAUGUGCUGUUGGUCUUUGUGCCCGUGGGCAUUGCCGCCGAGGCGGUGGGCUUGAGCCCGGCCAUCAUCUUUGCCAUGAACGCAAUCGCUAUUAUUCCCUUGGCAGGGCUAUUGAGUCAUGCCACCGAGUGUGUUGCAAGCCGUCUUGGUGACACCGUGGGAGCGUUGAUCAACGUCACCUUCGGCAAUGCGGUUGAAUUGAUCAUCUUCAUCAUUGCUCUCGUCAAGGAUGAAAUCAGAAUCGUCCAAGCCUCUCUGCUGGGCUCCAUCCUGGCCAACUUGCUCUUGAUUCUUGGGAUGGCCUUCCUGCUAGGUGGUCUUCGUUUCCGAGAACAGAUUUACAAUAGUACUGUUACCCAGAUGAGCGCUUGUCUGCUUAGUUUGAGUGUCACCAGUCUGCUGUUGCCGACUGCUUUCCACGCAUCCUGGGCAGACGAUACAAACGCCAACAAGUACACCUUGAAAGUCAGCCGCGGUACCAGUGUGGUCCUGCUACUCGUGUACAUUCUCUACAUCUUAUUCCAGCUCAAGUCCCACUCGUAUCUUUAUGCAAGCAUUCCUAAACAGAUCAUCGAUGAGGAGUCGCAUCCUGGCGUUCUUGCGGAUUUUAUGAACAGUUCGUCCGACUCGUCCACCAGCAGCGACGAUGAUACGGAUGACUCGUCCACCUCCUGGACUACAGCCAAGCGCAUCAAGCGGGCGAUGAAAUAUCGCAGACACCGCAAGUCCAGCACCAGCUCCAAGGGUACCUCGUCUAGACAGUCUGUGCGCAAGAAGAGCAUCGCCGCUAUCUCCGCGGGCGGGUCUGCCGCUAGCAAUGCAGAUGUAGCUGCUUCGUGCGCCAUCGUCGAUGAAGCCCGCUACGAUGCUGAUGAUGAUGGACCUCGAACCAGGGACUUUGGACAGGAGCUUGCCCCCGUGCAGAGCAACAAGUCGGAUCGUAAGGCCAAAAAGCAUUCCAAGAAGAGCAACAAGCGUCGUGCAGCUGCCAGGGCCGAAGACCAAAACACAGCGGCAUCCCAGGACCAGCCUCAACGUCCGCCCCUACUGUCAUAUCAAUCUGAACCGUCCGUGGAACAUCGGGCUGCCGGAGAUGACCAGGCUGCAGGUGCUGCUAACGAAGUUCCGAAGAAACUGCCAUCCUUCCGUCCUACCUUCCCAUCCCUGCUGUCGAACACGGUAUUUUCGGCCCAGUCUACGGACCCUCGUGUUUCCCAGGCUUAUCCGCAAGGCAUACCGGGUGUCCGACGUGCCAGUUCUCUUCCACCGCGCAUGAACCGACAGCCAGGCAUCGGCAAUGCAGUCCAGUUCGCUCGCACCGCUGCUCGCAUGCCACGUACGGCAGACUCUGUAGCUCUGGAGCCCGAUGCCGAAGAAAUCGUCGAGCCAGAGAUGUCACGCACAGCCGCCGUGGUUCUGCUCCUGGUGUCAACCGCUUUGGUGGCAGUCUGUGCCGAGUUUCUCGUGGACAACAUCCCCGCAAUGAUUGCCAGCUCCAAUGUCAGCCAGACCUUCAUCGGAUUGAUUAUCCUGCCGAUCGUGGGCAAUGCAGCCGAGCACGUCACCGCCGUCAGUGUGGCCGCCAAAAACAAAAUGGAUCUGGCCAUUGGUGUUUCGGUUGGAAGUAGUAUCCAAAUCGCCAUCUUCGUGACCCCCUUUGUCGUCCUUCUCGGCUGGUUCAUGGACAAAGACAUGUCCCUGUACUUCACCCUCUUCGAGACCAUCUGUCUGUUUGUGACAGCCUUUGUCGUCAAUUUCCUGGUGCUCGACGGCAGGAGCAACUAUCUCGAAGGCGCCUUGCUCAUCGCCGCAUAUGUGAUUAUCGCUGUCGGUGCCUUCUAUUACCCCAGUACCAGCGAUGCUAGUAGUUUUGCGUCUUAAUAAUAGGAAUUCCUCACUGCCGAUGACACCCUCCGUCGAGGGCAUUCUACGUAAUCGACAAGAAGAAGCAGCAUCAAUUCUUUUUUU
Messenger RNA from Penicilliopsis zonata CBS 506.65, 2312 nucleotides. RefSeq lists its product as hypothetical. Gene Ontology annotation, biological process: intracellular calcium ion homeostasis; calcium ion transmembrane transport. The record is from RefSeq and is a predicted model, not a curated record. NCBI's taxonomy places the organism in Eukaryota, Fungi, Ascomycota, Eurotiomycetes, Eurotiales, Aspergillaceae. The transcript has 5 exons. Bases 69 to 2225 code for a protein of 718 amino acids. Gene Ontology annotation, cellular component: fungal-type vacuole membrane. Gene Ontology annotation, molecular function: calcium:proton antiporter activity.